Acanthosepion pharaonis is the source of this 1401-nucleotide messenger RNA. The record is from the annotation of a GenBank genome assembly. NCBI's taxonomy places the organism in Eukaryota, Metazoa, Mollusca, Cephalopoda, Sepiida, Sepiidae.
AUGAAACUCCAAACAACAGCAAAAAAGUUUAUAUUCCGGUUAAGUGAUUGUCUUUUUUGUUUGCCACUGCUGCCAGAUUUUCAGCAGAAGGCCCGCCUUCAGCGUCGUUGCUGGGAGGAGAAUUUCCGGCGGCAGUGGGAUGAUACAAGUAACUUUUUCCAAAGAGAAGACAUGAAGGCAAAGAAAAUCCAGAAGUGGACAUCAGAUGAUUUCUACCGACGUAGUUUUGACAGCAAAAAGGAAGAAACCGAAAAGGAAAGAAAAUCUCUUAAAUUGAAACAGAGACGGGCUCAGUUGGCAGCCAUGUUGCAUGAUGAGAAUUUACGGUAUGAGACUGAACUCAAAGAGCUGAGUCCACGAACAACUCGAGAUCUUCUUGAAGAUAUGCGAGAACGUGUUGAGGGCUUGCAAAGUGCACGGGAAGAGAAACGCAGACAGUUGGCAGAUGAAAAGCUCUUGGAACAUUGGUAUCAAAAUAAUCCAGAAAUAAGAGAGGUGGAAAGCAAACUACGAAAUGAUCAUGUGGUGUCCAGUUGGAAAGAACAAAUUGAAGAUCAGCAACAGCGCUUGGACACUGCCCGAACCGAAGCUGAAGAAUACAACCGGAUGAUGGAAGAGCGGCGGAAGGCUUCAGAGGAAGCUGAGAAAGCAGCAGAGACAAAGCGCCUACAGCAGCAGAAGGAUUUGCAGAGCAUUUUGCAACGGCAAAUGCAGGAAUUGCAGCAGAAAGAAAGAGAAGCAGCCAUGUUAAAAGAGAAACAAGAUAAGAUUAUGAUGGAACGACAACAACUUGAGGAAGAUCACAAGUUAUUGGAACUUCUGGCAGUAAAGGAUGCUGAAUUGGAUGAAAUGCAAGCAGUCAAGAAGGAGAAGGCUAUUGCAGAUGCCCAAUGGAUGAAAGAAGUCAUCGAAGAACAAUUAAAAUUAGAAAAGGCCAGAGAAGCAGAACUGGAAUUAUUGGAAGAAGCUGCUCGUGUUUGGGAUAAACGUGAACGUGAAUGGGAAAAAGAGAAGCGAGCACGAGAGAAACUAAUGGCUGAGGUUCUUGCAACUCGCAAGGAGCAGAUGGAUCGGAAAUUGCAGGAAUUACGCAAGGAACAGGAGGAAUCCGUUCAGCUGCGUGAAGAACUGUUGAAGGACAUGGAAUUGGCAAACCAGUUGAGCCAGAGAGAACAGAAGAAGAUUCAACAAGCAAGGAUGGCCAGGAAACAAGAACUUGAAGAGCAGCUGAGUGCCCGCCAACAAGAAGCAUUGAUUGCCCAAGAAGAAGAAGAGCGAGCUCAAGAAACAGCAAGACUAGAUGCCGAGGAAUAUGAAGAUAUUCUCCGCAAACAGACAGAAAGGCUUCAGAUACAGGGUUACAAACCACGGGAUUUCCGAAGGAAAAAUGCCUGGUUAUAA